Molecule: messenger RNA, 1153 nt
Organism: Coffea eugenioides
Lineage: Eukaryota; Viridiplantae; Streptophyta; Magnoliopsida; Gentianales; Rubiaceae
Product: auxin-responsive protein SAUR36-like
Exons: 1
Coding region: 374-910 (178 amino acids)
Biological process (GO): response to auxin
Source: RefSeq, a predicted model, not a curated record
UAUAUAUUUAUAUAUAUAUAUAUUCCUUUGCUUACGUUUCCUAUUGGAUUACCAAUUCCAAACCACUGCCCGAAGCAUUUCCACCUUGAAAACCAGAAAGCAAUAGGAGGAGCUCGAGACAUGUUUCGUAGGCAUCGAAAACCUUCGGAUGAAAAAGAAAAACUCACCAUUCCUCAGUAACGUCGACUUUGUAAGCCAUGUCCAACGUGCCCACUUCUCUAUCUGAAGUUUGUCUAACUCUUUUCCGUUUAGCCAUGUCCAUAGCUGACCCUUGGCCUUUUUCUUAGCAAGUACCCGAACUCGAAAGCUUGCACCAAGAAUCCGUUUUCUGCACUUUUUAAAAUUUCUCUUGUGUUCUGUUUCCUUCCAAAACAUGGGCAAGAUCAGAGGUUUCUUGCUAAGACACCGGGUCAACACAAUUUUCCGGUCUGUUUUCCGCCGACACAGUUUGCCGAUGAGGUAUCACCGGCUGGACCCGCAUCCAUUUUAUCGGGCUAACGCCAUUUCCAGACUGAUCAGCUGGACCCACAAUCUGAGGUCCAAAGCCAAAGACAUCUGCUGCGCCUCCUCCAAGAAUUUGGUCCAGGGUCGGGCCAUGAGCCGUGGCUGCAUGCAAACCGGGCAAGAACCGCUUGGAGCAAAGCCACAGCCGGUGGAGGUGCCGAAAGGUCAUAUGGCGAUCUAUGUGGGCCAGACAGGUGGUGAUUUUCAAAGGGUUUUGGUGCCUGUGAUUUACUUUAAUCACCCUUUGUUUGGUCAGCUGCUGAGGGAGGCCGAGGAGGAAUUCGGGUAUAAUCAUCCGGGUGCUAUUACUAUUCCUUGUCGGAUCUCGGAGUUUGAGCAUGUUCAGACCCGGAUCAAGCAGGGCCGGAGUACCCGGAAACUGUUGACCUGGAAGCGGCAAGCUUGAAGUUCAAGCUUACGUGAUGAUGAUGACGAUAAUCCAUGGUUGUCUAGAGCUAUUUAUUUUUCCGGGUUCUACCAAAAAAAAUUAUAAUUUUUUUGGCCUGUGUGUGUUUUAAGAAUCUUCUUAUCUUUUCUCUUUAUGGCUUUCAUAUCAUCUUUGAUAGAUGUAAUAGAUUUUUAGGUGUACAGCUUAUAGAGAUUAUAGUCCAAUUUUCCCUAUAUUACCAUGUCAUUUGAUUCCUUUUUA